Molecule: messenger RNA, 1284 nt
Organism: Paramacrobiotus metropolitanus
Lineage: Eukaryota; Metazoa; Tardigrada; Eutardigrada; Parachela; Macrobiotidae
Exons: 3
Coding region: 1-1284 (427 amino acids)
Source: RefSeq, a predicted model, not a curated record
AUGGUCGAAGAAGAGUUCGACGUCAUGUCGGUUGACGCCGCGAUUGGGCAAUCCAUUUACGUACCAGUGCAGUUGAACGGCACCCCAGUGUCGACGGUGCUCGAUACAGGCUCCGGUGUCACCAUAACCACGGUGGAGACAGAUUGGUUCACCCAAACGGGUCCCAUACACGCAUCCACUGCGCAGCUUCACCGGCCAUACCUUACGUGUUAUGGGAACGGCCACGGUGGCAACGUCCUUGGACGCGAUUGGAUCCAGGCACUGGAUCUAAGCAGACUAAGCCUCAAGGAUCUCCAGGCGCCAUCCAUCCGGCUGGUCGCUGGUGACCUCAAGCUUGACGAAGUCCUGAACCGCCACCGAGCCGUUUUCCGCGACGAAUUAGGGCCCUGCAAACAGUGCAAAGCACAUUUGUACCUGAAGCCGAACGCAAAGCCGGUGUUCUGUAGAGCCAGAACUGUGCCUUUCGCGUUCCGCGAUGCGGUAGAGAAGGACCUGGACAGACUGGUGGAACGCGGUAUCCUGACACCAGUCGAUCAUGCCGACACAGGCUUGAACGACCCCCUGGAUGUCCAGAAGUACCCGCUCCCGGCACCAGACGAGUUGUUUGCGAAACUCAAUGGUGGCAGCAAAUUCAGUACACUCGACCUGGCCGAAGCAUACGCCCAAAUCGAGCUGGACGAGGAGAGCAAACAGCUGGUUGUGGUCAACACACACAAAGGCCUGUUUCGCUACAACCGUCUCCCGUUUGGCGUGGCCAGUGGUCCGAGCAUCUUUCAACAGAUCGUCGAGCGGAUCCUGCAGGGCUGUGAAGGUGUCGCUGUCUACCUAGAUGACAUUAUUGUCAACGGUGCGACGGAAGAAGAACACCUCCGCAACCUCGAAAAAGUCCUGCAGCAGCUCGAAGAAAACGGCCUGACGCGCAAGCAGACCAUGUGCCGGUUCAUGCAAGAAUCGGUGGAGUACCUUGGCUUUGUGGUGGACAGCCGCGGCCGACACAUAUCGCGCGACCGCGCCAAAGCACUGCUGGAUAUGGACGAACCAAGGAACGUCAGCGAGCUACGCGCCUUCCUUGGCUUGGUAAAUCACUACGGGAAGUUCCUUCCUGAUGUAUCGACGAAGUGUAAUGUCUACCACAAUCUCCUGAAGACCGGAGUGACAUGGGACUGGUCAAAGGAAUGUGCUCGUCAGUUCCGAGAACUGAAAAAGGACAUCGUCCGGGCGACAUUCCUGGUGCACUUAAACCCGGAAAUGCCACUGGUGCUGGCUGCCGACGCCUCACAGUAA